Morus notabilis is the source of this 2349-nucleotide messenger RNA. RefSeq names its product SNW/SKI-interacting protein. Bases 309 to 2126 code for a protein of 605 amino acids. NCBI's taxonomy places the organism in Eukaryota, Viridiplantae, Streptophyta, Magnoliopsida, Rosales, Moraceae. Gene Ontology annotation, cellular component: spliceosomal complex. Gene Ontology annotation, biological process: mRNA splicing, via spliceosome. The record is from RefSeq and is a predicted model, not a curated record. The transcript is spliced from 2 exons.
UGGUCUUAUAUCGCAAGAGCGCUCAAACAUAGCGCUUGAGAGCUGAAACCAUUCGCUGCACCUCUUCGGGCUGGCUUUCAAUUCCCUGCGGCUUUAGUUAUAUAUACAUAUAUAUAUAUAUAUAUAUAUAUAUUUUAGAAUAACAAAUUAAAAAAAACUCAGCUUCUCCGAAUCCCUCGAUUUACCUCUCAAAUCUCAAGUUCAACGGAACCCUAGCGCCACGCCACCCCUCCUGGCCGUCGCUGCCGUCGUUUGUCUUCCGUCGCCGUUCUUUAAUCCCUCAGACGUAGUUUGGACAACAAAUUACAAUGGCGAGUAUAAAUGACUUACUUCCGCCACCGAAAUCGACCGCCGCUACGCAUUAUGAUCACUCAAAUGAUCCGUGGUUCAAGCAGCGAUUCAGCUCAACUGCGGCAGAACAGUCCUCUGUAGUCAAGCCCAACCCGGUUCCUCCUUACUUGAACCGGGCGGGAUUUAUUCCUCGCAAGGUUGAGGAUUUUGGCGAUGGUGGGGCGUUUCCGGAGAUUCACAUAGCUCAGUACCCACUUGGUAUGGGUAGAGAUAAAUCGUAUAAGCUUGGAUCGAAUAUUCUGCCGGUCACAGUUGACGCCCAUGGAAACAUUGCUUAUGACGCCAUUGUGAAGCAGAACGAGAACGCCAAGAAGAUUGUCUACUCGCAGCAUAAGGAUCUUAUACCCAAGAUUUUGAAGAAUGAUGCAGAUGCAUACGAGGACGAAGAGGACCUCGAGAAGGAAAUCGAAGAAACAACUCAAGAAACAAAAGCGGCACUUGAAAAGAUUGUGAAUGUGAGAUUGAGUGCGGCACAGCCGAAGAAUGUGCCCAAACAGUCAUCCGACUCGAAGUUUAUCAAGUACAAGUCGUCCCAGCAAUCUGCCGCCUUCAAUUCGGGUGCGAAGGAGAGGAUUAUUAGGAUGGUGGAGAUGCCUGUGGACCCGCUCGAACCCCCUAAGUUCAAGCAUAAGCGGGUACCAAGGGCUUCAGGCUCACCACCUGUGCCGGUGAUGCAUUCCCCUCCCCGAGCUGUGACUGUGAAAGACCAACAAGAUUGGAAGAUUCCUCCAUGUAUUUCCAACUGGAAGAACCCAAAGGGUUAUACUAUUCCACUUGACAAACGUCUUGCAGCUGAUGGGAGAGGGCUUCAGGAUGUUCAGAUUAAUGAUAACUUUGCAAAGCUUUCCGAAGCUCUGUAUGUUGCUGAGCAGAAGGCAAGAGAAGCGGUUUCUAUGAGGUCCAAGGUUCAGAGGGAGAUGCUGAUGAAGGAGAAGGAAAAGAAGGAGCGGGAAUUGCGUGAUUUAGCUCAAAAAGCACGGUCUGAGAGAACUGGUGCAGCACCACCAUCAUCUGCUGUUCCAAUGCCGUCCGAGAAAAGCACGAUGGACGCUGCCGACACAAGAGGGGACUAUGACCGUCCAAGAGAAAGAGAGAGAGAUUAUCCAAAGGAGACGAGAGAGGAAAGGGAAGAGCGAUUGCAGAGGGAGAAAAUCCGUGAAGAGCGACGCCGAGAGAGGGAAAGGGAGAGAAGGUUGGAAAAUAAAGAUUUGGCUAUGGGGAAGAAAAGUAAAAUUACAAGGGACAGGGACCGUGAUGUUAGUGAAAAAGUUGCUCUUGGAAUGGCAUCCACCGGAGCUGGAAGGGGAGGAGAGGUCAUGUACGACCAGAGGCUCUUCAACCAAGAGAAAGGAAUGGACUCCGGUUUUGCCAUAGAUGACCAGUACAACGUGUAUGACAAGGGCUUGUUUACAGCUCAGCCGACACUUUCUACCCUGUAUAGGCCUAAGAAGGAUGUUGAUUCUGAAAUGUAUGGAGGUGCUGAUGAGCAACUGGACAAGAUUAUGAAGACUGAACGGUUCAAACCUGACAAGGCCUUUGUGGGCACUUCUGAGAGGGCAGCGCCAAGAGAUAGACCAGUCGAGUUUGAAAAGGAUGCUGAAGAGGCCGACCCAUUCGGCUUGGACCAGUUCUUGACAGAGGUGAAGAAAGGUAAAAAAGCCAUGGAUAAGGUUGGUUCUGGAGGGACUAUGAGAGCUACUGCCGGCUCUAUGAUGCGAGAUGGCAGUGAAGGAGGUUCUGGUAGAAGCCGCAUUGGGUUUGAGAGGGGUCGUUAAGCGGGUUGCUGCAAUGGCUGGGUAUGAAAGGUCGUUUUUUCAACUUAAUAUUUAGUCCUCUGAAAGCCCUAGGCUGGCCAAGGUGCCAAGCAUGUAUGUGGAUAGACAAGGUUUAAAUCUUCAUCUAGUAUCUGGAGGCUAAGUCUUACAACUUUGAUAUGUUAAGUGAGAUUAUUAUGUUCCUUUUAGAAGUUGCGAAAUCAAGUUUUCAUUUUCUGCUGCA